Rattus rattus (black rat) is the source of this 2766-nucleotide messenger RNA. It is a transcript of the gene Wasf3, whose product is annotated as WASP family member 3. Lineage: Eukaryota; Metazoa; Chordata; Mammalia; Rodentia; Muridae. Bases 32 to 1540 code for a protein of 502 amino acids. Gene Ontology annotation, molecular function: actin binding; protein kinase A regulatory subunit binding; Arp2/3 complex binding. The record is from RefSeq and is a predicted model, not a curated record. Gene Ontology annotation, cellular component: cytoskeleton. The transcript has 8 exons. Gene Ontology annotation, biological process: positive regulation of Arp2/3 complex-mediated actin nucleation; actin cytoskeleton organization.
GUAUAUCUUUUUAACCUUUAGACUGUCAGCCAUGCCUUUAGUGAAGAGGAACAUCGAACCCCGGCACCUGUGCCGCGGCGCCCUGCCGGAAGGAAUCACCAGUGAGCUCGAAUGCGUGACCAACAGCACCCUUGCCGCCAUCAUCCGCCAGCUCAGCAGUCUGAGCAAACAUGCAGAAGACAUAUUUGGUGAGCUAUUUAAUGAGGCUAACAACUUCUACAUCAGAGCAAAUUCCCUUCAAGACAGAAUCGAUCGGCUUGCUGUCAAAGUCACCCAGCUGGACUCCACAGUGGAGGAGGUCUCGCUGCAGGAUAUCAACAUGAAGAAAGCGUUCAAAAGCUCUACCAUCCAAGACCAGCAGGUGGUUUCCAAGAACAGCAUUCCAAACCCUGUGGCUGACAUUUACAACCAGAGUGACAAACCCCCACCACUGAGCAUUCUGACACCGUACAGAGAUGACAAGAAGGACGGGCUGAAGUUCUACACGGACCCCUCUUACUUCUUUGACCUCUGGAAAGAAAAGAUGCUGCAGGACACAGAAGACAAGAGGAAAGAGAAACGGCGUCAGAAGGAGCAAAAGCGUGUAGAUGGCACCACUCGUGAGGUGAAAAAGGUUAGAAAAGCCAGAAACAGGCGCCAGGAGUGGAAUAUGAUGGCGUAUGACAAAGAGCUUAGGCCCGACAACAGGUUGUCUCAGAGUGUGCACCACGGGGCAUCCUCCGAGGGAUCUCUGUCCCCAGACACUAGGUCUCACACAUCCGAUGUCACCGAUUAUUCUUAUCCUGCUACUCCCAACCACGCUUUGCAAGUACAGCCGGUGACACCUUCCUACACGGCUGGCGAUGCACCACUGCAUGCAGCCACAAACCAAGGCGCUGAGCACGAAUACCGACCCUCGUCUGCCUCGGCGAGGCACAUGGCCCUGAAUAGACCUCAGCAGCCACCGCCACCACCUCCGCCCCAGGCCCCAGAGGGGUCCCAGGCCUCUGCGUCAGUGGCUCCAGCCGACUAUGGGAUGCUUCCAGCACAGAUAAUUGAAUACUACAAUCCCUCAGGACCGCCACCACCUCCCCCUCCACCCAUGAUUCCUUCAGCACAAACUGCCUUCGUCAGCCCUCUCCAGAUCCCUGCGCAGCAACCCGCAUUCCCUGCCUCAGCCGGCUCCACAUACCCCACCCCUCCUCACCAGCCCUCCACUGGGCUCCUGGCCACAGCACCACCGCCCCCAGGGCCCCCGCCUCCUCCACCUGGUCCUCCUGGCCCCUCCUCCCUGUCUUCCUCCCCAAUGCAUGGUCCCCCUGUGGCUGAGGCAAAGCGCCCAGAGCCUGCACAGCCACCCAUAAGUGAUGCAAGAAGCGAUCUCCUGGCUGCCAUCCGGAUGGGAAUCCAACUGAAAAAGGUGCAGGAGCAGCGUGAGCAGGAAGCCAAGCGGGAGCCUGUGGGCAAUGACGUGGCCACCAUCUUGUCUAGGCGCAUUGCUGUGGAGUACAGCGACUCGGACGAUGACUCUGAGUUUGAUGAGAACGACUGGUCCGACUGAGUCGCCAGGGCCAGGCGGCAGGCGGCCAGCCAGGGCACCAUAUGCAAGUGUGCUAGGAGCUCCUGUGAUCUCUGCACCCUCACAGUGGUAUUACCCUGUAGCUUUAGUACCUUUUGUAUUAGCAGUGUGAUAUUGCUUCUGCACAUCCUUCUGGAUUUGUUGAGUAUUUACUGUGUAAUACUUAAGUGCCACUAAACACAGCACACCGUGCUGCACACCAGGACAUUCGCUGUACCUAGUGCACCAUCCUGAAAUAGCAUCUCGCUUCCCUCUCGGCUGUGAGAGUCUCCUCUCCCGUCCAUCCUGCUCUGGUGGACCUGCCGCGUGUCUGCACAGCUGCCCGGUGUCAGCUCUUUGCAAGAUCAAUGGCUGUGUGUCAGUGAUGUCUUCCAACCAGUGGGCGAUGCUUCCCUGAUUUUGGUUUUUUUUUUUCCUUUGCAAAUCGAAUUCCAGAUAGACAUGGUUGCGGAGGGGAAAGUUUAACAAGUCAGAAUAAGAUGCUUCUCUAUUUGCACACUCCGUCUGGUGGCCUCCAAGGAACUGUGUGUGCUCGUUUGCACUCGCAGCAGAGAGCACUCGUUUUUAUGAGGGAACCCUGUGCCCAGGGACUUUGCAGAUGGAGCUUACUUCUGUGACUAGCCCUGGUAGUGUGGGCACCCAGAGUCUGCAGAGCAGGGCGGCACAGCUGCCCCAUCUGAUUCCCUCCUACCCCACCCAGUGGGAAAGAGACCUCCACAGUUUGUUUCCUGGGAUCCCUACCCCUCUGGUCUCCGGGCAGUGAGCACCUCACUCCCCUUGCCCUGAGUCAUAGAAGCUUGGGUUUGGCUGAGAGAUGCCACCAGCUGUUCACGACCCAUGGUGCUGUGGCUGGAUUCGCACUGUGUCAAACAGGGCCACACCCGUCCUGAAGCACAGCUCUCUCCUCCCGUGUUGUUGGCACAUUUUAAAUUUUAAAAAGUACCUCACAAGAUAAACUUGAUUCACCCGGUUGCCCUGGCAGAGACCCCGACUUCCCCUCCACUGCCCUGACCCUUUCACCGAAUGGCAGUGCCUCAGUCCUGUGUCGGCUUCACAGCUCCGGAGAGGCAGCUGCUGAUUUAACUAAGUCAUUGGUGCCCCAGGCGUGGGUCACAGGCAGGACUUACACAGGUGCCAGGACACUGCCUUCCCUUAGGUGCACAUUCAAAUGGCCUGCGGCUCUUAAUAUCUCUCACUUUUUAUGAAAA